Messenger RNA from Branchiostoma belcheri (Belcher's lancelet), 3291 nucleotides. RefSeq names its product FH1/FH2 domain-containing protein 3-like. The transcript is spliced from 12 exons. NCBI's taxonomy places the organism in Eukaryota, Metazoa, Chordata, Leptocardii, Amphioxiformes, Branchiostomatidae. Gene Ontology annotation, cellular component: cytoskeleton; cytoplasm. The coding region runs from base 1 to 1485 and encodes 494 amino acids. Gene Ontology annotation, molecular function: actin filament binding. The record is from RefSeq and is a predicted model, not a curated record. Gene Ontology annotation, biological process: cortical actin cytoskeleton organization; actin filament network formation.
AUGCUAACAAGGAGAUUGGAUACAGACAAGCUGGAGCACCUCUUCGAGUCCAGAACCAAAGAGCAAACUCCAAAGAAAGUAGGUGAGGGGAAGGGUAAGAAUGAGGUGAUCGUCCUGGACGCCAAGCGGUCCAAUCAGAUCAACAUCGGGCUGACCAACCUGCCUCCCCCCAGAACCAUCAAACAGGCCAUCCUCAACAUGGACAGUGUGGCCAUGAACAGGGAGGGCAUCGAGAUGAUUCUUAAGAUGAUCCCGUCUGACGAAGAGAAGACGAAGAUCCAGGAGGCCCAGAUGCAGAACCCUGACACGCCGCUAGGGGCAGCGGAGCAGUUCCUCCUCACCCUGUCCUCCAUCAGUGAACUCACAGCCAGACUCAACUUCUGGGCUUUCAAACUGGACUAUGAGACCAUGGAACAGGAAGUUGCAGAGCCCCUUAUGGACUUAAAAGAGGCCAUGGAACAGCUCAAGAACAACAAGACUCUAAGAUACAUACUGGCCACUCUCCUAGCCAUUGGCAACUUCCUCAAUGGUGCUCAGUGUAAGGGGUUCCAGUUGGACUACCUAGCGAAGGUACCCGAGGUGAAAGACACGGUACAUAAGCAGUCCCUGCUGUACCACCUGUGUACCAUGGUCAUGGAGAAGUUUCCAGAGUCCACAGACCUCUACUCAGAAAUAGGUGCUGUCACAAGAUCAUCUAAGGUUGACUUUGAACUGCUGACCUUGAAUCUUGCCAAGAUGGAAAAGCAGUGCAGGGCAUCGUGGGACAACCUGAAGGCCAUUGCUAAACACAACAUGGCUUCCCCUAUGAAAAACAAAUUAACAGAGUUCUUGAAGGACUGUACAGAGAGAAUAGCCAUUCUAAAGAUUGUACAUAGAAGAGUUAUCAACAGAUUCAACAAGUUGUUAAUCUUCACGGGGAUGACACCCCAGGCCAUCAAGGACACCAACAUCAACCAGUUCUGUAAGACCAUCAGUGAGUUUGCCCUGGAGUACCGCACCACUCGAGAGAGGGUUCUACAGCAGCAGAAGAAGAAGGCCAACCAGAGAGAGAGGAACAAGACCAGGGGCAAGAUGAUCACUGAUACCAAGAACUUUGCUGGAAAGUCUAAGAAAGAGAAGAAGGAGGAGGAAGAGGCCAACGCCCUGAAGGCCGUUCUGAAACACAGUGCAAUGAACGGGGAGGUCAACCUCAACACCUCCAUGGAGCCCCGGCUUAGAACCCGUGGCAAGUCUACUGGGGAAGCAAGACGCAGCAGUGGGUCUUCACGUGCGAAGGACGCCGACCCAGACGACAACACGGAGGAGAUCAUGGAGAGGCUGGUGAAGACGGCGACAAACCCCGGAACUCGCCUCAUCCCCAGGGAGAGGAAGAGGGCGCGACAAGUCAACAGAAAAUCAUUACGCAGAACACUGAAGAGCGGGCUCAGCGAACAGGAGUCCAAGGCACUAGGCAUCACGUCCAAAAGCAACCCGGUCAACAUAUAGGUGUACUGAUCCUUACUCCCUGUGCCAGGUUCACGUAUGCCUACGAUCUCCCAGCUUCAAACCACCCUCUAUUGAUUCUAGUAACUUAAACUGUUUUCUGGAAAGUACAAAAUUUCUGUGCUGUAAAUGAUGUGAAAUAAUUUCUUGGCAAAAUCAAUUAGGAAUUAAACUUAUGGCAGUCACAUCUUGAUGAUGACAUUUUUGGAAUAUAUGCAUGGGGGUGUGUUGUAGCUGAGAGUUCUUUAGGUCCAUUGUAAGGUAUCCAAGCAAAGGUACUGAGCAUUGAUUGUGAUCUCUUGUUGUUUGUGUCAGUGUAAAAUUAUUUUAUGUGUGGAAUCAAUUGUCCAUUCUUUGUUAUUUGCGAUGUUGCACUCAAAAUGUCCACUCGCUCUUAGCUGUCAUUCAGAGCCUUUGCUUGGAUGCAAACUGUAUUGAAAGGUACAUGUAUAAUGGCUCAGAAAUAACUAUAAUCUGGAGACAGAUUUAAUGUUUAUUAGGUGCCAGCCAUGACAUGGCAAGACAAGAAAAAAAACAGCAAAAAUGGUAUUACUGUGCUGAAUUGACUUUUAGACGGUUGUAUAUUCUCACCUUACUUCACUGUAAAGAUGCUGAUUUUACAUGUAUGCUAAGUGACACCUAAGUAUGGGACUGUGCAGGUUGACAUUGUUGUAACUAAGAUUGCUCUGUAUAUGCUGGCUUGUUUGUAACUUAAAAACAGAAUAGACGAAAGCGUGAACUCUGCAUAUGCUUGCCGGGAUGGGAAGUAUGUUUUACUCUGAGGAACUUCAAUGACGUUUACCAUGCUUUUAAAGGAGGCAGGUUUUUUCUGUACAGUAGCUUUUAUCGUUGAAUUUCAUAAAUUUUUAACAUCGCUGAAAAUGCAGCUUUAAUGAUGGCCUUGGGGGUAGAAAUACUACCAAUAUUCAAAUCAGCAAGCACUUGUAAAUUUAUGGGAACAGGUAAUAUUGUUGUUAUAUGUAGAAAUCAUGAAAAAAGUCAUUACCAUGACGUUUGGAACAGUACUAAAUGAAUUUCGACAGGCCCCGAAAACGGAGCACGAUUUUUUGAUAAUGUUCUAUAAUUAUAUUAUAGCAGGAUAGUGCCUUUGCCUUUUUAAGAUAACUAAUAUAUUGCCAUAGAGUUGUUUGAUGAGUGAAUUGUAGAAUAAUAAUAACUAUAGUGUUUUAAGAGUGUACUGAAUGUUUAUAAAUAAUUAUGGACAACUAUCUUAAUUGUAGAUACUGAUAUGGAGGAAACUGUGAUAUAGACAAUUUUAAUGUGUAUGAUUGUGCAAGGCCUGCGCACAGAUUUUAGACAUUUUCAUGCCUUAAAACAGCGAAUUUGCACACCGCAGGCUAUAUGAGGUGCUUGUAUGUAUCCAUUUUAAUGUAUUUCAAAGUCAACAUAGACCAUUUUUUCAUGCUACCAAUGGUUUAGAUUUCACUUCAAAAUCUUAACGUUGUUGCUUGACUGUGUAUUAAUUGUACAGAAUAUUAUGCGACAAAGGUUCGCAAUAUUGUAUAGCUUAUUAUUAAGAAGGGAAAUGGAACAGUUGGUUGAAACGCUGAGAAGAAGUAAUGGCGAGGAAGAAUAUGAUUUCUUACUUACUAGUUUGGUCUUUGCAGUCUACAGUGUAUGUUAGAGUGGUGGCAGACACUGUUGCCACAUUGCCAGGUAGCCAGGCUGUGUAGACAUGUGCUGCUACAUUUGUUGCAAAGUUUCCACGUUAUAAGCUCCACGCUGUACCAUAUGAAAAAGCCAUAGCAGAUAAACCAAACGGACAGAAUUAAAAAUUCUGAAAAUCAA